GUCAAAGCAAAGACUUGGAUAAAAGCCUGGUUAUGUGGGAACUAGGAACUGAUCCCAGACCGGUGUCUUCAAGGGGACCCCCACCCCUGCUCCCAACAGAAGACGUUGGGUGCCUGCGUGUGCGGUCACAUCGGAAGAAAGGCAGGCAAUGAACUAAGAUGCAAAUAAUGCUGUUUUCGGAAUGGGACAGCACAGGCAAUUUUCAUCGGCUGCCUUAUGAUUUGCCAUGCAGCACGGGGAAAAGGCAUGGAUCAGCAUUCCAAAAAUUACCAGUUCACACAUUUGUCCCUCCAUAGGCAAGAGCCCACUCCCUGCCGGUGGGACCACGGCUGCAGGCCGCCCACGUGACCGUCGGGAAGAUGAGCGCCUGCGGGAGGAAGGCGCUGACCCUGCUGAGCAGCGUCUUUGCCGUCUGCGGCCUGGGCCUCCUGGGCAUCGCCGUCAGCACCGACUACUGGCUGUACCUGGAGGAGGGCGUGAUCCUGCCCCAGAACCAGAGCACGGAGAUCAAGAUGUCCCUGCACUCGGGCCUAUGGCGUGUGUGCUUCCUCGCUGGUGAGGAGCGUGGACGCUGCUUCACCAUAGAGUAUGUGAUGCCCAUGAACACCCAGCUGACGUCCGAGUCCACGGUCAACGUUCUGAAAAUGAUCCGCUCGGCCACGCCAUUCCCGCUGGUCAGUCUCUUCUUCAUGUUCAUUGGGUUUAUCCUGAGCAACAUCGGACACAUCCGUCCCCACAGGACCAUACUGGCCUUUGUCUCCGGCAUCUUCUUCAUCCUUUCAGGCCUCUCUCUUGUGGUGGGCCUGGUGCUCUACAUCUCCAGCAUCAAUGACGAGAUGCUCAACAGGACCAAGGACGCAGAGACCUAUUUCAGCUACAAGUACGGCUGGUCGUUUGCCUUCGCUGCCAUCUCCUUCCUUUUAACAGAGAGUGCGGGGGUGAUGUCCGUGUACCUGUUCAUGAAGAGGUACACCGCCGAGGACAUGUACCGGCCCCACCCCGGCUUCUACCGCCCACGGCUGAGCAACUGCUCCGAUUACUCCGGCCAGUUCCUGCACCCCGACGCCUGGGUGCGGGGCCGCAGCCCCUCCGACAUCUCCAGCGAUGCCUCCCUGCAGAUGAACAGCAACUACCCAGCCUUGCUCAAGUGCCCCGACUACGACCAGAUGUCAUCCUCCCCCUGCUGAGCCUCACGGCCUCCCUCUGGGACUGCGGACAGCCAAUCAGCCUCUCCUAUGCUCCCCUGCUCGCCCGUGAGCCCCUGGCCCGUGGUUGACAGGCAGGGGCUGCCCCCAUACUUAGCUGUUGUCACUUGAUCCAUGUUUUCUCCCUGCUCCCCCCAGAGUAUCUCUGACUGCCCCACCGUGGCGUCAGGAGUCUGGAGCCAGCGGGCAAGCGGAUUGGCUGAGAGCGUGGUGUAGCCCCACCUCUUGAGUGCCAGUCACCCCGGCUGCUCUCCCCUUUCCUGGGACAGGUAGGUGUCGCAGCUGGGUGUUCAUCCCUGAGCAUCCAACUUCACGGCCCAGGCCAAGGCCAGCUCCAAGAUGCCAAGUUCCUUCCACAGACCCAGCUGGACUUGUGUACUUGCCGACUGGCCUGGCCCUCACAUUCAUGAUCUGGCCCAUUAUGGGGACAAAAGGUGACUCCUACGGAGGUCCAGCUGGUUCCACGUUGUUAAGCAGUGUUCCUUGUGAAAUCUUUCAUUCUUUUUAUCACCCAUAUCCCUCCAUACCACACACCUGUCUGUGCUCUCCACUUCCCACCCCUGCCCCGCAGGCUGUGACUCUCUCCCCUUCUGCUACCAGAACUCAGCUGCCCCACCUGGGUCCCCAAGGGGCUAAGGGCACUCUGAGGCCACUCUGAUGAAGUCACAAGAGGUGUUAAUGGCUGAUGAUGUCUUAAUAUAUAUGGCCCCUCCAUAACAUACUUCACAGGGGUCUUUAAUGCCUUAACCCAAGGAAGUGACUCUGAUCAUGAGAAUUUCAGAAUUUUGUUUGUCCAAGUUAAUAUUCCCAGGCACCGUUUCAUGCCCUGGGGAUACUGUCCCUGCUCACAUGGGCUAUCUUUCUGGUCCAAGACCCUAAAAUCUAAUCAUGCAGACAGAUGUCUGUACCACCUCAGCAGAAGGCAGCUUUCAAGAAGGCUGCAUGGGACUUGGAGCUGGAUUUGCUGACAUCUGGUGCAUUUUGAGUCUGAACAAGCCAGACUGGGAAUGAUCCGGCGGCUCUCCUGAGGAUGCCCGUGAACAUUGGGGGUGGGGGUUGCCAAUCUAAUCCUAAUACAGGGCCGCAUCUGCUUCCCAGGUAUGGGACAUAUGUAGGUAAAUAGAUGCCCCAGGAGAUGAGGCAGCCUGAUGCCCAUUUUCCUGGUAGAAAACCUGAA
Messenger RNA from Miniopterus natalensis, 2382 nucleotides. RefSeq names its product calcium voltage-gated channel auxiliary subunit gamma 5 (gene CACNG5). Gene Ontology annotation, molecular function: channel regulator activity; voltage-gated calcium channel activity. Gene Ontology annotation, cellular component: postsynaptic density membrane; AMPA glutamate receptor complex. NCBI's taxonomy places the organism in Eukaryota, Metazoa, Chordata, Mammalia, Chiroptera, Miniopteridae. Gene Ontology annotation, biological process: calcium ion transport; neurotransmitter receptor transport, postsynaptic endosome to lysosome; neurotransmitter receptor internalization. The record is from RefSeq and is a predicted model, not a curated record.